GCUUAUCUAGAGCAAAAAGACGUGAGAGACAGAUUAGCAAGCACACAACAUGAUUUUUAUCCUUCAUUCCUAUUACAGAUGGCCAUGUUGACACGUCUAAUGGAUGAUGACCCUAAAACCUUUAUGCGAUAUAUUCUGUCCUACAUCAUGAAACCGGAAGUCGCCAUUAAUUUCACGUUACUGGGUACUUCAUCAAAACAAGCGAUUCAAAAGUGCAGGUUUUACGGCUGCGUACGAAGUGCACUGCCUAAUCGUUUCCUGUCGUCAUCUGUCAGCGAGAAAGACCUUGCGAAACUAUAUGACAUGGCUACGCAAAGUUAUUUCCACGACAUGAGAGACAAAGUCCAGAAGCGUCAUCGACGGAACCAAGAACACGUACAAUCUUCCGUGUUCAAGGAUAUAACCGUAAGUUCAGCUUCAAGUACCUUGUUGUGCAAAACAAGUUUUCUAGAUUUAGUAACCUUUUUCUUCAUCACAUUUUAGAAUUCACAAGAAUUGUUUGACUCUCCAUAAUCCAACAGGCCUGCUGGAAAGAAUGAAUACGUGAAAUGCCUGGUCGGUGACAAUGGCAAUUACAUAAGGAGCAUUGAUACUCUACCAUCUGCUCAUUACUUUGUACAUUGAAGAACUUUUCGUUUUCAAUAAAAAUUUGGAAA
Molecule: messenger RNA, 656 nt
Organism: Schistosoma rodhaini
Lineage: Eukaryota; Metazoa; Platyhelminthes; Trematoda; Strigeidida; Schistosomatidae
Source: the annotation of a GenBank genome assembly